Arachis stenosperma is the source of this 1453-nucleotide messenger RNA. Its product is annotated as probable aldo-keto reductase 1. The record is from RefSeq and is a predicted model, not a curated record. NCBI's taxonomy places the organism in Eukaryota, Viridiplantae, Streptophyta, Magnoliopsida, Fabales, Fabaceae. Bases 166 to 1194 code for a protein of 342 amino acids. The transcript has 7 exons. Gene Ontology annotation, cellular component: cytoplasm.
UUGAGAGCAGUGGUAACGCCUUAAUAUCUUAGGUUCACCAACCACAUAACACGUGGCAUGAGUUCUACUUACAACCAUUCACCAACUUUUCAAAACAUUGUGGUAGGUAGGUAGUAGGUUCAUAUUUUGAAUAGAGGAGGAAACUUGGAACACAGAAACACAAGAAUGGCAGAAGUUCCUAGAGUCAAGCUUGGACCCCAAGGUCUUGAGGUUUCUAAGAUAGGAUUCGGAUGUAUGGGGUUAACUGGUGUGUACAAUGAUCCUGUUCCUGAAGAAGUUGGCAUCUCAAUAAUCAAGUAUGCAUUCAGCAAAGGAAUCACUUUUUUUGACACUGCUGAUUUCUAUGGUGCCCAUGCCAAUGAAGUUCUUGUCGGAAAGGCUCUUAAGGAGUUACCUCGUGAUAAAGUUCAGAUUGCCACCAAAUUUGGUAUUGUCAAAAUGGAUAUGGCUUCUAAUACUGUUGUAGUCAAUGGUACCCCUGAAUAUGUUAGAUCUUGUUGUGAGGGUAGUCUUCAGCGUCUUGGUGUUGAUUACAUUGAUCUCUAUUAUCAGCACCGUGUCGACACCACGGUCCCCGUUGAGGACACUAUGGGGGAGCUUAAGAAGCUGGUGGAAGAGGGCAAAGUAAAGCAUAUAGGGUUAUCUGAAGCAAGUCCUGAUACUAUUAGGAGGGCGCAUUCUGUUCAUCCUAUUACAGCCGUGCAAUUGGAGUGGUCGCUUUGGACUCGCGAAAUUGAACAAGAUAUUGUUCCACUUUGCAGGGAAUUAGGAAUUGCGAUAGUGCCAUAUAGCCCGCUUGGCCGUGGAUUUUUCGGUGGUAAGGGUGUCACAGAAAGUAUACCAGCAAACAGUUUUCUGGCAUACCAGCCAAGGAUUCGAGGGGAAAACUUAGACAAGAACAAGAUCUUGUAUUCUAAGUUGGAAAAACUGGCAGAGAGACAUGGAUGUAAGCCUUCACAACUUGCUCUUGCAUGGAUCCUUAAUCAAAGGGACGACGUUGUACCUAUCCCUGGAACAACUAAGACAACAAAUCUUGACACUAACAUCGGUUCGCUCGAAGUGAAGCUCAAGGAAGGCGAUUUGAAGGAGAUUACAGAUGCUGUACCAAUGUCCGAGGUGGCAGGCGAUCGGACCACUGCAGCUUUCGUUAAAUGCUCAUGGAAGUUUGCUGAUACUCCACCAAAACGGAGCUAGAUAGAUAUGUACCGGUUAAUGCACAAUCUCAGAACUCCUAUCUUCCAUUUUUCUCAAAUUUGAUCACACCUCAUGAAGACUAGUUCUUGUUACCUUGCAAAAUUUUGUGUGUUUUAUUAAGUGAGGAGACAGAGACACAGACAUGGUUCAAUUAAUGUUUUCAAUUAUGCUGAGACAUUGGACUACUCAUUGGAUUUAGUUCAGACUUCAGAGCUCUGAUAAAAUAAAAUAACAUCACAGCAUUUUGGUUUGACUCCUC